AAAGAUUAUAUUGAAAACAACACUUAUUGAGUUGAAUGAAUAAAUUUGUUAUUAAAAUUACGAAAAUUGCAUGGAAAUUAACAACGGUUAAAUGAUAUGAUAUCCUUUAUCUAGACCAAUUGAUGUUAAACUGAUUUUUAAUGAAAUUACCUAUUUAAAGAGCUUAUAUGUAUUUUGUUUUCAGUCUGAUCUAGACCAAUAUAAAAUAGACUCUUUAUCUUAUUUUUAAAAAGGUUGUUGUGACCUUGAAUUUAGUUAACCAUUGUUUAGAUAAACUGUUGAUAUGAUUAUAUUCAAGUCAGAGUAGACCUAAUCUUAUCUAGAGGCUAUUAAACCAGAUCUAGGCUUCAUUGUGAAUUCUGAACAUUCUUGUAUAAGCCAGACUGUAGGUAGGCCUAUAUUAUAACUCUAUUAUAACAAAAUGAACUGUCUAUUAAGGAAUCUACAAAAGGAUUGUGCUAAAUUAUUGAGAAAUGUUGCUUCCUGUAGACAUAAAUCUGAUAAUACAGCUGGUGGUGUUGGUGUAUCAGAACUAGAUAUUAGUGGUAUUUAUCCUCCAAUACCAACACCGUUCCAUCCAGAUGAGAGCAUUGCUUAUGAUCAGCUAGAGAACAAUUUUAACAUUUGGAAUAAAAUUCCUUUAAAAGGAUAUGUUGUUGAAGGGUCUAAUGGAGAAUAUACAUAUCUAUCACCUGAUGAACGUGUGGAGGUUGUUAGUAAAGCUGUAAAGUUGGCAGAUAAAGAUAAAUUAAUCAUAGCAGGCUCUGGUUGUGAAUCAACCAGAGACACAAUAGAAAUGACUAGAAAAAUGGCUGAUGCAGGGGCAGAUGCAGUAUUAGUGGUAACACCUUGUUAUUUUAAAGGGAGAAUGACCAAUGAAUCUUUGAUACAACAUUACACUAGGGUGGCAGAUACCAGUUCUAUACCUGUGAUAUUGUACAGUGUUCCUGCUAAUACUGGUAUUGAUUUAUCACCUGAAGUUAUUGUACAUUUAGCACCACAUCCUAACAUUAUUGGUAUGAAGGACAGUGCUGGUGAUAUCACAAAGCUUGCAAGCCUUGUAUUUAAAACUAAAAAUAAAAAUUUUCAAGUAUUAGCAGGCUCAGCAGGGUUUCUAUUACCAGCUUACACAGUUGGUUGUGUAGGUGGUGUAUGUGCAUUAGCCAAUAUACUGGGCAAAGAGCUGUGUCAGUUGGUAGAUCUAUUCCAUGCUGGAAGAUAUCAGGAGGCUUUAGAUCUCCAAUAUCGUUGUAUAGCUCCUAAUUCUGCAAUAACAAAGCAAUAUGGUGUUGCUGGACUGAAGAAAGCGAUGGAAUGGUUUGGUUAUUAUGGUGGACCAACAAGAUCCCCUUUAUUGCCUGUCUCACAGGCUGAAGAGAAAGUCAUACGCAACUCUUUUACUCAAAAUAACUUUUUAAAGAAUUAA
Molecule: messenger RNA, 1426 nt
Organism: Lottia gigantea (owl limpet)
Lineage: Eukaryota; Metazoa; Mollusca; Gastropoda; Lottiidae
Exons: 7
Coding region: 422-1426 (334 amino acids)
Biological process (GO): N-acetylneuraminate catabolic process
Molecular function (GO): 4-hydroxy-tetrahydrodipicolinate synthase activity; N-acetylneuraminate lyase activity
Source: RefSeq, a predicted model, not a curated record